Xenopus tropicalis (tropical clawed frog) is the source of this 4371-nucleotide messenger RNA. It is a transcript of the gene rhbg, whose product is annotated as Rh family B glycoprotein. Lineage: Eukaryota; Metazoa; Chordata; Amphibia; Anura; Pipidae. The transcript is spliced from 11 exons. The coding region runs from base 114 to 1496 and encodes 460 amino acids. Gene Ontology annotation, biological process: ammonium transmembrane transport. Gene Ontology annotation, molecular function: ammonium channel activity. Gene Ontology annotation, cellular component: membrane; basolateral plasma membrane; cytoplasmic vesicle membrane. The record is from RefSeq and is a predicted model, not a curated record.
CUGAUUGUAUUGGCCGGGGCUCCUCUCACUUCUCCAUCUGCCCUGUGUGUGCGAGGCUGGUCCCUUCCCUCCCGGCCCCUCUCCUAUGCACUGAGCCUGCCGGCGCUGCCACCAUGACGGGCUACUCCACCAACAUGCGGAUUAAGCUGCCCGUAUUCUGCCUCCUCCUCGAAUUCAUCACUAUCAUCCUCUUCGCUGUGUUUGUGCGCUACGACCACGAGAGCGAUGCCAAGCAGUGGCACGAUGAGAUGCGCAACCACAGCGUCCAAAACGCGGAGAACGACUUCUACUUUCGCUACCCAAGUUUCCAAGAUGUCCACGUGAUGAUCUUCAUCGGCUUCGGUUUUUUGAUGACGUUCCUCAAGCGCUACGGUUUCAGCAGCGUGGCCUUCAACUUCCUCAUCGCGGCUUUCGGCCUGCAGUGGUCAACCCUCAUCCAAGGCUUUUUCCAUGGCUUUCAUGAUGGCAAAAUUCACGUUGGUAUAGAGAGCAUGAUAAAUGCCGAUUUCUGCACUGGAGCCGUUCUCAUCUCUUUCGGGGCAGUACUAGGGAAAACCAGCCCGGUCCAGCUAAUCGUAAUGACCUUGAUUGAAGUGACCUUAUUCGGCAUCAAUGAAUAUAUCAUUCUAAACAUUGUCGGGGCUAAGGAUGCUGGUGGAUCAAUGACCAUUCACACUUUUGGAGCCUACUUCGGCCUGAUUGUUUCCAGAGUUCUCUACAGAGACGACCUGGAGAAGAGUCGGCAGAGGGAAGGGUCUGUCUAUCACUCCGACCUCUUUGCCAUGAUCGGAACUAUCUACCUUUGGAUGUUCUGGCCAAGCUUCAACUCCGCCAUCACAGCUCAUGGGGAUGACCAACACCGCACUGUAAUGAACACUUACUACUCCCUGGCUGCCUGUACCCUGGCCACGUUUGGCUUCUCAGCUCUGCUUAAUGGAGAAGGAAAGCUGGACAUGGUUCACAUCCAGAAUGCUGCCCUAGCAGGAGGUGUAGCAGUUGGAACUUCCGGUGAAAUGAUGCUGACCCCCUUUGGAGCCAUGAUUGCAGGGACACUGGCUGGCAUGAUCUCCGUCCUUGGAUAUAAAUACCUAACUCCAGUUCUAGAUUCCAAGCUGAAGAUUCAAGAUACCUGUGGGGUGCACAACCUUCAUGGAAUGCCAGGAAUCCUGGGUGCGCUCAUUGGAGCUAUUGUGGCGCUCUUGGCAACGGCAGAAAUCUAUGGUGCUGGGAUGGAGGACGUCUUCCCAUUAAUAUCCGAUGGGAGCCGCACCGCCAAGCAGCAAUCUCUGUACCAGUUCCUGGCACUGCUGGUAGCUUUGGGAUUUGCCAUCCUUGGGGGACUUGUUGUAGGGUUCAUUUUGAAGUUGCCGAUCUUUGGAACCCCCUCUGAUGCCGAAUGCUUUGAAGAUGCAGUCUACUGGGAGGUACCAGGAGGAGAGGGCCACCAACAACUGACUGUCGUCAUUAACAACGAGGACCCCGAUACGCAAGCGUAAAUUUGCCCCGAAUUUCUGAAAUCUUCCAAACUCCUUCCUUGGUUCCAGAGUGGUCUUCAUGGUUGUUGCUCCAGCAGCUGCCACGGAACAUCAUCAUUCUCUUGGUGCUGUCAAGAUGAACCUCAAAUGUGAACAUUCAAUUAUUAACCCGUUUUUCGAUAUGCGCACUUACCACCUUUCCCAAAUGUGAGACAGAGCACUGUGUAUAUUGUGCAGCUUCUACAGUCAGCAGGACCUUCUUGUCCCCUAGAGAAGAAGGCAGCUAUUAUUUUAUGUGUGUUAUGUACCCUAUAUAUCAGCUCAGCUUUACUGGCCCCACCAACUUCCAGUCCACCCAAAAUUCAACCAAGGACUCUAGGAUAAUGGACGUCCCUGGUCCAAACUAUACUGUUACCCUGUAUUUGUUUGUUUUUUAUUGCCGUACACUUUUUGGAAUAUUAAAUCAGUGCAGUUUGUAGGCGCCGUUACCUUCUAUCCCGUGUAACUUACCGUCCCACCGUGAUGUUAUACAUACUGUAGCAUGCAGAGGAUACUUGGGUAAUCAGAACCAAGAUGGCGGUGAGAUGCUCUUCAAGAUAAUACUCUGGGCUUGUGGGAUUUUUAUGGGAGAUACACACCAGUCUAGGGUAUGGGAGACACACACCAGUCUAGGGUAUGGGAGAUACACACCAGUCUAGGGUAUGGGAGACACACACCAGUCUAGGGUAUGGGGAGACACACACCAGUCUAGGGUAUGGGGAGACACACACCAGUCUAGGGUAUGGGAGAUACACACCAGUCUAGGGUAUGGGAGAUACACACCAGUCUAGGGUAUGGGAGAUACACACCAGUCUAGGGUAUGGGCGAUACACACCAGUCUAGGGUAUGGGAGAUACACACCAGUCUAGGGUAUGGGAGAUACACACCAGUCUAGGGUAUGGGAGAUACACACCAGUCUAGGGUAUGGGCGAUACACACCAGUCUAGGGUAUGGGAGAUACACACCAGUCUAGGGUAUGGGAGAUACACACCAGUCUAGGGUAUGGGAGAUACACACCAGUCUAGGGUAUGGGAGAUACACACCAGUCUAGGGUAUGGGAGAUACACACCAGUCUAGGGUAUGGGAGAUACACACCAGUCUAGGGUAUGGGGAGACACACACCAGUUUAGGGUAUGGGGAGACACACACCAGUUUAGGGUAUGGGAGACACACUCCAGUCUAGGGUAUGGGAGACACACACCAGUCUAGGGUAUGGGAGAUACACACCAGUCUAGGGUAUGGGGAGACACACACCAGUCUAGGGUAUGGGGAGACACACACCAGUUUAGGGUAUGGGGAGACACACACCAGUUUAGGGUAUGGGGAGACACACACCAGUUUAGGGUAUGGGAGACACACUCCAGUCUAGGGAAUGGGAGACACACAUCAGUCUAGGGUAUGGGAGACACACACCAGUCUAGGGUAUGGGAGACACACACCAGUUUAGGGUAUGGGGAGACACACACCAGUCUAGGGUAUGGGAGACACACACCAGUCUAGGGAAUGGGAGACACACACCAGUCUAGGGUAUGGGAGACACACACCAGUCUAGGGUAUGGGAGACACACACCAGUCUAGGGUAUGGGAGACACACACCAGUCUAGGGUAUGGGAGAUACACACCAGUCUAGGGUAUGGGAGAUACACACCAGUCUAGGGCAGGGGAGACACACACCAGUCUAGGGUGCAAGGUUAGAGAUUUGAAUUGCUUGAGGGUGCCCAGCAUAUUGGCAACCCCUCCCUGUAGACCUAAGCUGAUUAGAGAGAUGCAUCACCAAGUCAAGCAGCCAAUCACAUUCAGGAACACUCUACCAGCCAUAUUCUCCUGACAUGAGCCAAGAUUAGAAAACACUUGACCAAAGAAGACCACUCCAAUUGAUACCCAACCAUGGGCUCAUACCCAAAGCUCUACCCAAGCUCUACACUUUUCCCAGUCUUUGGUUUGUUAGUGUCUGGCCAAAACUGGGGCCACUGGGACUGGUUCAGACAACUAAAGUCUUUCUGUGCCCUUAAUAGACAUACCCUUAAGGGAGGGAACUCAGUGGCUUCCAGAUCUCCAGGAAAUGGUAGUAGUCAAACAGGCAUGUCUCCUAUCUGGUUGUGGUUUUCAGAUGAAGUUGGCCACUCCCACCAUAAGCAAUGGACAUGCCCUGUCAUACAUAGAUCCGCCCAGUUAUGCCCAGACCACACCCCCUUGCUCCACCCCAUUCUAGGGUAUAAAUCCUGGAGACUCCAAUACGCGGCAUAAUAUAACAAUUUCAGGAGAUUUUCAUGCUUACAUCUAAAGCUUGAAAUAGAGCUACUUAUUUCCAUGCCAUAGUAGCCUUUCCUUUCCCGGAAUGGAGUUAGAGAUACUAAAACAGGGAAUAAUUGCCUCAAAAAAAUGCCCUGCGCCCAUUGCAACCAAUCAGAUGUUUGCCUUCAAAGAGAAAGAUGCUAUAUUUGCUUGGUUGCUAUGGGUUACAAGACCCCGUGCAAAUGUCGGUCCUUUUAUUACAUUAUCCCAGGGUGCUAUGUUUGUUCUCCUGCCCCCCACCCUUCACCGUGCUAUGUGCCACCCCCUUUAUAAAGCAAGUAUAUAGGCUGUACAGAUAGAAUAGAUAGCGAUGUUACGACAUAUAUCCGGUUAUAAUAGAAGAUAUUUAGGUAGGUAGGUAGGUAGGUAGCUAUUCUAAACUGACAUGUCAUGGGCGUAACGACAGACAAGUGUGAGGUUUUUUUUUUCGGCUAUUGUGUAUUUCUUGUUUUUUUCCCAUUACAAAAAUGAUUAUGUAGUUCUUCCAUGUUGGUAUUUUGUGUUUUGCCUACACUGUGUAUAUUGGAACAGCAUGCUGGAAUAAACGCCCCCCCCCCACUGA